Molecule: messenger RNA, 1861 nt
Organism: Leptopilina boulardi
Lineage: Eukaryota; Metazoa; Arthropoda; Insecta; Hymenoptera; Figitidae
Product: cytochrome P450 9e2-like
Exons: 1
Coding region: 191-1711 (506 amino acids)
Molecular function (GO): oxidoreductase activity, acting on paired donors, with incorporation or reduction of molecular oxygen; heme binding; monooxygenase activity
Source: RefSeq, a predicted model, not a curated record
AUAUUCAACUCGCUGUCUAGCCUAUUAUACAAAUAAUGCAAAAAUAUUCCUACAAUUCAUAUUCAAAAACAAGAUAUCAGUCAGUUCAGUAAGUGCUACAGUAAAAGUCAUAGAGUCAAUAUUUUCACUCAAUAAACAAACAUUUAUUUGUUUUUGAAAAUUUUUUGUUAAAAUAAAUUUUAAAAAAAAUAUGAUUUUUUUGGCAACAAUAAUAUCCCUUAUAAUUGGAUGUCUAGGAAUUUAUUUAUAUUCAAAAAUAAAUAUAUUUAAACGUUCAAAUGUUCCACAUAUGAAACCGUGGCCUAUUGUAGGCAAUAUGGGUUCUGUAAUUUUUAAUAAAACCUCCCUACCUAAAUUGCUAAUUAAUUACUACAAUUCAAUACCACAAGCAAAAUAUUUCGGUUUUUAUGAAUUUACAAAUCCAAUUAUCGUGAUAUGUGAUCCAGAAUUGAUUAAAUCGAUAGGAAUAAAAAAUUUUGUACAAUUUACAAAUCGUCAUGGAUUUGCUGAUGAAAAUCAAGAUCCAAUUUUGGGUUACGAUCUUUUCUCACUGAAAAAUGAUAAAUGGCAUCAAAUGAGAAAUAUACUAACACCAUCAUUUACAUCAAGUAAAAUGAAAAUAAUGUUUAAAAUAAUAUUUCAACAAUCUGAUAAUUUUAUAAAUCACAUUUUUAAGGAGACAAAAACAAUUGAAAUGGAUAUGAGAAAAUCAUUUCAAAAAUUAGUAAUAGAUUUAAUAGCUUCUUGUUCUUAUGGAAUUUCUUCAAAUUGUGUCAAUGAUGAAGAAAAUGAUCUUUAUAUACUAGGACCAAGAGCAGUAAAUUUAGAGACUCUAAAGAGAAAGAAAUUUUUUCUAUCAAUGUUUCCUAAAAUUUGGAAAACAUUUGGAAUGACAUUUCUCAAUAAAGAUAUCACAAAAUUAUUUCAAAAUAUAGUUGAAUCAACAAUAAUGGAUAGAAAAGAAAAAAAUCCAUUUAUUUCAAAUAUGAUACAUUUAAUGAUUGAUGGAAAUGAUAAAAAUAAAAAUAUCACACUCAAUGAAAUGUCCGCUCAAGUAUUUAUUUUUUUUCUCGGUGCAUUUCAUACAACAUCUGGAUUAUUAACAUUUUUAUGCUAUGAUUUGGCAAUUAAUCCACAAAUACAAAAGAGACUUCAAGAAGAAAUUGAUUCACUUCAGGAAAAAUUUAAGAAAAAAUUAUUAUCUAAUGAAAUUAUUGAUGAUGAUUAUUAUAAAGAUAUUAAUAAUUUAACUAUUUUGGAUGCUAUUGUUAAAGAAGCAUUACGAUUACAUUCAUUGGUACCAAUUUUAGAGAGGGUUUGUUCUGAUAAUUUUGUACUACCACCAGCUUUGCCUCACUCAAAACCAUUUACAUUAAAACGAGGAACAAUGCUUUGGAUUCCAGCUCAAGCGAUUCAUCAAAAUCAAAAUUAUUACAAUGAUCCAAAUAAAUUUGAUCCUGAUCGAUUUCUUAAAGAUGAAAAAAUUCUUAUCAACACUCCAAAAUAUAUGCCAUUUGGAAUUGGUCCGCGUAAUUGUAUUGCGUAUAGAUUUGCAUUAUUAAUAUUCAAAGUUGUUGUUUUUCAUUUUUUUGCAAGAUGUAAUGUUAAUGUUUGUUCGAAAACUCCAAUUUCUUUGGAAAUGAGUGAUAAAACUUUGACAAAUGUUCCAAAGAAUGAAAUUUGGUUGCAAGUUGAGGAAAGAAAAUUUUAGAAAAUUUUUUUUUAUUUAAAAAAAAAUUGAUUCAAAUAAAAAUUAUCCAGUUCGAGUAAAUAUUUAUUUUUUAUCAUAAAAUUUAUUUGAUUAAUGUAAUAAAAUUUUGAAUAAAAUAGUUUUUUUCAACAUUUAUUAAAUAUUGUUUUG